UACAUUCUAUUCAUUCGCAAAUUGCAAUGUUGCACACACAACCAAACAGAUGAGAAAGAUUCGUUCUACAAAACGUAUUCACUGACAGAUUCGUUGAAGAUUUCAUUGUAGUUACUUAUAUAGUGCAUUUCGUUCAACAGUCUUUUUCUCUUGGUUGUACAUGUUUCGAACCAAUCAACGACAUAGCAACGACAAUCAUUUGACAGUUGAUAAGGAAAAAAAAACUGAAUUUAUUAUGAAAGUGCGGGUUCCACGAGAAUUUAAUAAUAAAACGACACUGAUUCUGGCUUUCGUUUAGCUGCCACAGCAUUUUUCGUUCGAUUUCGAUUCUAAAAAAAGAUCAAUCGAUUCGCGAGACCGGAAACUCAAGAUACUGUUUUCGUUUGAUGUUGAUCUAGUAAAUGUGUUAUUAAGAAUGUAAGUCAAACCAAUCCGAUAAUGUUGAACUAAUGGCAUAGCGACUGACAAAUCUCGCCCGAUUGCAAUGGUUUUGAGUACAGAAUGGUCACAAGUUGAAGUGAUUGAUCUGGUCAACGAUGGCAAUGGACUUGGUUUCAUGUUGGUAGGUGGCAAGAGUACUGGUGUUGUCAUCAAGGCAUUGAUACCCGGUGGUGUAGCCGAACGAGAUGGACGAUUGAAUUGUGGAGAUCAUGUCCUACAAAUCGGAGAUGUGAAUCUACGAGGAUUUUGUUCGGAACAGGUAGCUACCGUUCUCCGACAAAGCGGAACACAAGUUCGUAUCAUUGUUGCUAGACCUGUCGAACCGACUGCUCCAGAUUAUCAAACACUUGCUAGCCAUGCACCCAUCAUACCAACAAAACUAUUAACUGAUCCCGAAGAAUUGGAACGACAGCUAAUUCAAACAGCAGCAUUCACUGGUUCGUUUAUUGCUGCUACCAUAACCGACCAGUUAAUAUCGCCGCAUAGUGCUGAUGUUUCAAUCGUUGAUGGGAUAUUAUCCCAACGGAACAGUAUGGCAUUGGUGUCACCGUGUUCGUUAAAUAUUCCCUCGAUAGUAACAAAUUAUAUGGAUCUGCCGGAAACGGAAACAUAUGAAGUGGAACUGCGCAAAAAUGUUUACGGACUGGGCAUUACAGUGGCUGGUUAUGUGUGCGAAGAGGAAGAUCUCUCUGGCAUAUUUGUGAAGAGUAUCAUCGAAGGAAGUGCAGCGGAAACGAGUCAGAAAAUUCAAAUAAACGACCGAAUCGUUGCUGUAGAUGGUCGAUCACUUUCUGGCGUUACCAAUCAUCAAGCAGUUGAAAUUUUACGGAACACAGAUAUUCGGGUUAAAUUAACAUUGGAACGGUUCCUACGCGGAAGAAAGUACGAACAUCUACAAGUGGCCUUAACGGACGCGAAGGAAAGUCGACAUCAAUCUCUACCACCAAGUCCAUCUAUUGCAACAUUAACAUGGGUACCUGCAAAAUCAGACAUUGAAUCGUUGGUUACGGAAGACAGUGGAGAUUGUCAAAUUGACAUUGAACUUGAAUCCCAUACCACCAUCGAUUCAAAUAUAUUCGGCCACGAAAACGGUAACGGUGAUAGUGAGUUCAACAGUUCGAAGGAAACAACACCAACACCAACACCAAGCAUCGAUUCGAUGACAGCUGCAUGGGUGCAAGAAUAUCCAGCAAGUAAAAUCCUUGUAGCCGAAUUCAAUAAACUGGCAGGACUGGGAAUCAGUUUGGAGGGAACAGUGGACGUUGAAGAUGGCAUUGAAAAACGGCCGCAUCAUUUCAUUCGAUCGAUACUUGACGAUGGACCAGUUGGACUACUAGGUAGCCUCAAGCCAGGUGACGAAAUCCUACAAGUGAACGAACACAAACUGCAAGGUUUGAAGCAUACGGAUGUCGUUAAAAUUCUGAAGGAACUGCCGAAUGAAGUAAAAAUGAUAUGUGCUCGUGGGCCGAACGCACCGACUGUGAUAAAUACUUCACAAAAUGUGGAAGCUUUCGAAAGUAGAAGUAUAUUACCCGGUGGUCAUAUGUCCUUGCAAGGCCUGUUACUAACUAAAGCUCAAUCAGAAAGUUCAAUAUAUACAUCGAGUACAGCUACGAUAACCGAUCAACAACGAUCCAAAUCCGUUGAACAAGUGUCCGGAUUAGCAUUAUGGAGCAGUGAGGUGGUGUACAUUGAUAUUGAGAAAACGGAGCGCGGUUUCGGGUUUUCUAUACUCGACUAUCAAGAUCCAUUGGAUCCGGAAGGAACGGUUAUUGUUGUGCGUGGCUUAAUAUCUGGUGGUGCGGCUGAAACGACGUGUUUACUAUUUCCGGGUGACAGGCUGAUAUCGGUUGCUGAACACAAUCUACAGGGUCUGACGUUAGAUGAAUCGGUGGCAAUAUUGAAAGGUAUGCCACUUGGCAUGGUUCGCAUUGGUUUGUGCAGGCCACUAUCUUCAUCGGAUGAAAAUAACAUUGCAUCGCCAGAAACACCCACAUAACCAAGCGCAAUUGAAAUAUUUUUUGAAUUGGAUAUCUAAGAUAUAAUAUUUGGAUCGAAGAUUUACUCGCAACUGUAACAUAAUAACAAACUGAAUCGAAUUUGAAUUUGUGUCCGGUUUACCUGAAUUUAAUUAAGUGCGACAAUACGCCGCACAAAUGGUAGAGUUAUAUUCGAGAGGUGAAAGGCU
Messenger RNA from Bradysia coprophila, 2629 nucleotides. Its product is annotated as patj homolog. Gene Ontology annotation, molecular function: protein binding. NCBI's taxonomy places the organism in Eukaryota, Metazoa, Arthropoda, Insecta, Diptera, Sciaridae. The record is from RefSeq and is a predicted model, not a curated record.